CCCACCGUUCUUGUCUCCUUCCUAUCCAUAUUUAUUAUUGGCUUCACGUACGUUCUCCAUUCGCUCUCUUUCUCACCCCACUCGAACUCAUCCUCUGCCGCUGGGUUCCCUGAUUCUGCAUGCGCUAGCUCUGCAUAUCCGAAGAUUUUUUUGAGAUUACCCCUUAACGGUUGGCUCCAAAGAUGGAGAUCACAAAUGUCAACGAGUAUCAGGCCAUCGCGAAGCAGAAGUUGCCCAAGAUGGUCUACGACUAUUAUGCGUCAGGAGCAGAGGACCAGUGGACUCUUCAUGAGAACCAAUAUGCUUUCUCAAAAAUCUUGUUCCGACCCCGUAUUCUGAUUGAUGUGAGCAAGAUAGAUAUGGCUACCACUGUCCUGGGAUUCAAGAUAUCAAUGCCUAUCAUGAUUGCCCCAACAGCCAUGCAGAAGAUGGCUCAUCCUGAAGGGGAGUAUGCAACAGCAAGAGCUGCAUCAGCAGCUGGAACUAUUAUGACAUUAUCUUCGUGGGCUACUUCUAGUGUUGAAGAAGUUGCUUCCACCGGACCUGGCAUCCGCUUUUUCCAGCUUUAUGUUUACAAAGACAGGAAUGUAGUAGCUCAGCUUGUGAGGAGAGCUGAAAGAGCUGGCUUCAAGGCCAUUGCACUCACUGUUGAUACCCCUAGGCUUGGCCGCAGAGAAGCUGACAUCAAGAACAGGUUUACACUGCCACCAUUCUUGACAUUGAAGAACUUCGAAGGUCUAAACCUUGGAAAGAUGGACAAGAGUGAUGACUCCGGACUUGCUUCAUAUGUUGCCGGUCAAAUUGAUCGCACUCUGAGCUGGAAGGACGUGAAGUGGCUUCAGACUAUUACCUCACUGCCCAUCCUGGUGAAGGGGGUGCUUACGGCUGAGGAUGCUCGGCUCUCCAUACAAGCUGGAGCAGCUGGCAUCAUCGUGUCCAAUCACGGUGCUCGGCAACUGGACUAUGUUCCUGCCACCAUCAUGGCUCUAGAAGAGGUUGUCAAAGCUGCGCAAGGAAGGGUGCCUGUGUUCCUGGAUGGCGGUGUUCGUCGUGGAACUGAUGUUUUCAAAGCAUUGGCACUUGGAGCCUCUGGCAUAUUUAUUGGACGCCCCGUCGUGUUCUCACUGGCUGCGGAAGGCGAGGCUGGCGUGAGAAAGGUGCUUCAGAUGCUGCGUGAGGAGUUCGAGCUGACCAUGGCACUGAGCGGUUGCCGCUCUCUCAAAGAGAUCACUCGCGACCACAUCGUGACCGAAUGGGACGUCCCUCGCAUCCGCCCAGCGCCCCGGUUAUAGACGCGAUCUCAUCAGCCGAGCAAGCGCAGCACGCUGAGAGACCCCCGGGGGGAACGAUAUAGUAUCGCAAGCGCCUGCCUUUUUUACUAUGGACAAACACAUGUUCCGUUUCGCUCAAUCAUGGCCGUGUUUGAAGAUUUCUAAGCUAAUGUAAACCAUGGCGACUGGUUAUUAUUUCGUGGCUAUCUGCUCCGUGCUGUAUAUUGUGUUACAAUC
Messenger RNA from Rhodamnia argentea, 1508 nucleotides. RefSeq names its product glycolate oxidase. NCBI's taxonomy places the organism in Eukaryota, Viridiplantae, Streptophyta, Magnoliopsida, Myrtales, Myrtaceae. The transcript is spliced from 12 exons. The record is from RefSeq and is a predicted model, not a curated record. Gene Ontology annotation, cellular component: peroxisome. Gene Ontology annotation, molecular function: FMN binding; oxidoreductase activity. The coding region runs from base 183 to 1292 and encodes 369 amino acids.